This is a messenger RNA of Pelobates fuscus (common spadefoot toad), 1686 nucleotides long. It is a transcript of the gene IFNLR1, whose product is annotated as interferon lambda receptor 1. Bases 101 to 1588 code for a protein of 495 amino acids. Lineage: Eukaryota; Metazoa; Chordata; Amphibia; Anura; Pelobatidae. Gene Ontology annotation, cellular component: plasma membrane. Gene Ontology annotation, molecular function: cytokine receptor activity; protein binding. The transcript has 7 exons. Gene Ontology annotation, biological process: cytokine-mediated signaling pathway. The record is from RefSeq and is a predicted model, not a curated record.
GAGGCGGACCAGAAUCUCUGUGCAGGCUCAGGUGUAGUGUUAUGGUUACAUUUUAAAUCACAAUGCCCUUCCCAGAGCAGUCAGCAUAACAUGAAGUGCAAUGCUAUGGAGCUAUACCUCACAGAUGUCCAUCCGAUAUAGCUGGGCUUUUCUCAUCAGUCAGUGCUUUGUGGUGCAGAUCGUGCUUGCAGGUAGUCUUCUGCCUCCCUUGAAUGUCACAACGGUGUCCCGUAAUUUCAGAAUAUUUCUUGUGUGGCUUCCAGCUCCUGAAAAUCCUCAAGAUGUAUCAUACACAGUGCACUACAAACUAGUUUCAGAGACAAAGUGGAAACCAGUCAAGCGUUGCAAAAAUAUUAAGGUGACUGACUGUGAUAUAACCUGUCAUCUUAAAGAGUAUUACUCCAAUUACAAUAUUAGGAUCCGAACCAUCUCUAAAUAUUAUAUGUCUUCAUGGAUAAACAGCGAGAAGAUCUCAUACAUGUUUACAGUUGAUCCUGACCCACCAAUACUACAAAUAACACACGUGGACAAAACCAUGCAUAUUAAUGCAACUUUAAAGAAACCGGCUUGUAUUAGGAAUUAUGAAUUUGAUGUAAAGUAUGUUUUAGAGAUCUGGAAGAUUGGGAAACCUAAUGAGAGCAUACUAAACAUUACGACAGACAACUCCAUAGUGACACAGGAAACUACUGGACUCAUCGGGACUUACUGUGUAGCUGCCCAGACAGUAUAUCAGGUGGAUCGGAAAAAACUAAGCAAGUUCUCGAGUCCAAUAUGCCAAGUAUUUGAAGAAAACAACACACACUGGGGCCUGGUUAUAGCAGUUUUCCUGUUUGGUUUCCUUGGUUGUGGUUUUCUUCUGAAUUACUGCACCUGUAGGAUGACUAACGUAGCCAAAACACCACAUGCAUUGGAUUUUACAAACUACAAGCCUUUCUUUGUGACUCCAGAUGCUACCUUGGAGGACUAUGAUAAGUUUACUGUGACAGAAAAAAAGAAGCCCCAUUCCAUUAUAAUUUCACUUUCUACUGGACAUACAGGUGUUUACGAUGAUUACCUAUCAUGUGGUUUUGGUUACACCGAGAAACAUAAAAAAAAAGAAUUGCAAUCUAAAUUGGGAGACUCUACCGGUUACACGCAAGCACCCAAUGGAAGCACACUAUCAUAUAACAGUAGUGGUAGGAGUUCCUCAUCUGAUUUUAGCUUCGGAGAAUAUUCAAGGAAGUCAGACCCAACAAUUCCUUUAACAUUGACAUUGGAUAAUGUCAAAAUUAAAGGUGAAAUAGUUGUUGAAAAGGGUAAUCAGCUGGAGAUUAGCAAUAAAAAAUCCAAUGUAGAAAGAAUCAUACAGUUUAUGGAAAACCAAGAAAAUGUUCCAUUUGACUCACUGUGGAUAGCAGACCAAUGUGCACAGAAGCAAUCUUCAGAUUGUGAAUCUUAUGACCAAUUUUCCUCAGAUAACGAAGACUCCCAUGAACAAUCAAAUGAAGAUCUUACCAUAUACAGAAUUUCUGACAGUUUGUACAAUACAAGACAGAAACCCAAUAGAUGCACUGGCUAUGGACAGAGGGGUUAUACAGCAAGAGACUGAUGAAUUACUAAAAUGAUUUAUUCACAUAUUGUUCCAGAUUGGAACACUGAAUAGAAACCUCUGUGAGGUGGAAUUUGACUGACACUCUUAUUUAGAAG